Messenger RNA from Penicillium vulpinum, 492 nucleotides. RefSeq lists its product as uncharacterized. The coding region runs from base 1 to 492 and encodes 163 amino acids. The record is from RefSeq and is a predicted model, not a curated record. NCBI's taxonomy places the organism in Eukaryota, Fungi, Ascomycota, Eurotiomycetes, Eurotiales, Aspergillaceae. The transcript is spliced from 2 exons.
AUGAAGAGUUUUUGUUCUGGGGACCGCGCUCGGUAUGACUGCACCCGAGCUCUCGAGCAGAACAGGGAACCCCAGCCUAGCAACGAGUCUAGGGGUAUGAAGAAGGAUGAUAUCCUAAGGUUGAUGAAUAAAGCGAAGCAAUUAAGACUGGUAUCUGAAUUUGUUAUGUCGGUCCGGGAUGUCCCAUUCUACUACGGAGACUCGUACGAAUCCCGCGAACAGAGGGAGGCUCGGAAUAGCCUGGUGCUCUACUAUCCAGACGGAGGUCAGUACGGCCAUUGUGUUACUGCAAUUCGUGAGGAAGAUAUCAGGGAUUAUCAGCAUGUUGGCGGCCCUGGGUUCAGGAGUGGCCGUGUUGUUACCAAAGAGGUAUUGCUAAACGGUUCCCAGGGUACGAACUUCAUAGAUUGUACAAUCCUGGUUAAGGCUGGUGAGGCCUCAGGACUCGGAGACUUCUGGGAUCAGGGAAGGUAUUGGGAAGCCAAGGAAUGA